Aureobasidium musti is the source of this 1044-nucleotide messenger RNA. Lineage: Eukaryota; Fungi; Ascomycota; Dothideomycetes; Dothideales; Saccotheciaceae. The record is from the annotation of a GenBank genome assembly.
AUGUCGGACGCGACCCCAGAACAGCCGUUUCGAUUUCUCGACCUGCCGAAAGAACUCCGAUUCAUGGUCUACGAGGAGCUCAUGGACAACAANAAGAACAACAUCAAGUUCACGCAGCCUAAAGGAUUCGAGGUCGAUGAUGUAUACCUCGACGACAUGUACUAUCCGAACCUGCUCAAGGUCAACAAGCUGGUCCGUGACGAGUACUGGCCUCUAUGUCUUCGCACAGCGACCUUGUGGAUCAAUUACGGUUGGGACGAAUUUUUGAACUGGCAAGACGAAACAGAUGACAGCGAUCAAGAAGAGACAGCGCUGUCGUUACUUUCUCAGUGGCUUCAUCUACCAGACGCAGUUUUGGCCAAGUUGACCGAUGUCGUCUACAAAUUCCAAGCUCAUUGGGAGCUUCCCGAGUUCAGUAAGUCAUAUAAAGCACUCUUUCAACUCUGCUUCUUCAAACAGUCUCUGAUCAUCNNUAUAGACCCGUUCCAGGGUAUUGCCGACUCUACUGUGGAGCUGCCAAGCUUGAAGUUCAUCGGUAUAUGGUCAGAACUCGAGAUGUCUGUUGUAGAGCGUGGUCAGGACGAAGCAGAGCGGGAUGAAAAAUUCCAAGACUUUGUCGGUGCCCUUUUCGACGAGGAGAUGGCUCUUGUCAACCUUGACGAGGAAGAAGACCGCAAUCUCAACAUUCGUGUGGAUUGCAGUUUGUACACGCCGCUGUUCGAGAUGAACAAGAAUUACGUUUGGCCCCGUCGCAGACAUCUUCAGCAAGGUCUGGCGCCCGCGGCUGGUCUUCCAGAAUGGGGUCACUCGAUGUACCGGGUGGCUGCUCCUUGGGAACUCCCGCUCGACGAUUCGUUCACGUAUUGCGGCGAAGAGCUGGUUUUCGUGCGUCUCGAUUACGAAUUGCCUGUGCUCCCUAGGUCCGAGACGGAAUGUGAUAGUCCUAGCGAGUGGGAUUACGAGUUUGACGAGAGCGGCUUUGCUACAGGUAACACACCAGACUGGAGCUCAGGUGCAAGACCAAUCUGGAUGGAUCACGAAUGA